AUGCAGUAUAACCACACACCACUCCUGUUUUCUUUGCAUAUCACUGUCUUCUCUCCCAGUCGCUCGAACUGCCUCGGCUAUUGUAAGCGCCACCAACAGCCAACCCAUCGACCAUCUUCUACACCGCUUCCAGAUUUGAACGCACAUCGAUUCUCCUCGCUCGGCUCUCGUAUUCGACCACAAGACAUACCAUCUUUCGAUAUCGACGUUCUUUCUGUUGUCGUCCUCGGAUACAUUGCUCCAGAAGUUCGUCCAAGCUCUCCCGUCCUGAUGGUGCACUGCAUCGGUGUCCCUAUUCCUUGCGUUCUUCACUAUCGUAUGUUCCUCUAUACACUCGGCCCUACUCUCUAUUCUCGUCGUAUUCUCGGCCUCGCCAACUUGGCUCAGCCGUACGCUCUACGACCCAACAUCAUCUCCGUCGCCACUUUACUCCCGCUAUGCGAGACACGGGCGAUGGCUUAG
This is a messenger RNA of Stereum hirsutum FP-91666 SS1, 462 nucleotides long. RefSeq lists its product as uncharacterized. The record is from RefSeq and is a predicted model, not a curated record. The transcript is spliced from 2 exons. NCBI's taxonomy places the organism in Eukaryota, Fungi, Basidiomycota, Agaricomycetes, Russulales, Stereaceae. Bases 1 to 462 code for a protein of 153 amino acids.